This is a messenger RNA of Hippocampus zosterae (dwarf seahorse), 1093 nucleotides long. It is a transcript of the gene taf10, whose product is annotated as TAF10 RNA polymerase II, TATA box binding protein (TBP)-associated factor. Gene Ontology annotation, molecular function: promoter-specific chromatin binding; RNA polymerase II general transcription initiation factor activity. The record is from RefSeq and is a predicted model, not a curated record. The transcript has 5 exons. NCBI's taxonomy places the organism in Eukaryota, Metazoa, Chordata, Actinopteri, Syngnathiformes, Syngnathidae. Gene Ontology annotation, biological process: transcription initiation at RNA polymerase II promoter. The coding region runs from base 268 to 858 and encodes 196 amino acids. Gene Ontology annotation, cellular component: nucleus; SAGA complex; transcription factor TFIID complex.
GCGCUCAAGUCUGGUUAGCUACAAACAUCCGCUGUGAUGCUACUUAGCUCGUGACUCCGCAUUUGGUUUGUUUUUAUACAUUCCCAAAGCAGCGUGCGGAUGAAUUUAUUAAGCCACACGUGUCUCUUUUAAUGAUACGGGGCUAGACUUGUGGGCAUUUGGAGCGUUUUUUUAUUUUAAUUGCUCGUCAAAAAUACUAGCCGAGUUUUAGCGUUAGCUAGCCGACAAGUUGUUUCCCACAACUGCGAAAAGGUGAACAGCAUCGCCAUGAAUGUUGACAGCGCGAAUCAGUCUGUCACCACCGGAGCUUCGUCUAACGUCACGACGUCUUUAACUUCAAGCAACUGUACCGUGAAUGAGAAUGCGACCAGCAACGUCGGCAGCAACCCCGUGGUUACCAGCAAUGCGUCGGCCCCUGCCCCUACCGUGACGUCAUCAUCAGACUCGUCUGUGCCCAAUGGAGUUUAUGUUCCGGGAGGCAUCACCAAUGGAGAUGUAAAGUCUACCGUCUCUACAACCCCACUGGCUGACUUCGUCAUGCAACUGGAAGAGUAUACUCCCACGGCAAGUCUUGCUUUCUCUCUACCGAUUCCUGAUGCAGUGACAGGCUACUACCUCAACCGGGCAGGCUUCGAAGCAUCUGAUCCAAGAAUAAUCCGUUUGAUCUCGCUUGCCUCGCAGAAGUUCAUUUCAGACAUCGCCAAUGAUGCUCUUCAGUAUUGUAAAAUGAAGGGGACUGCGUCGGGGAGCUCAAGGAGCAAGGCAAAGGAUAAGAAGUACACUCUGACAAUGGAGGACCUGGCCCCCGCUCUUUCAGAAUACGGCGUUAAUGUCAAGAAGCCCUACUACUUUACAUAGAAUACAGGCUCCUUUUGCUUGAGCUAGUUUUAAUUUCUGGCUAACAAUGUCACUUUUUUGUCAAAUUGCUCAUUUUCAGUCACGGUGCUUUAACACAUCUGUGCUACUCAUACAGCACAUUUGACAAAGUUGUGUUCAAUUCAAUUUUGAAGUCACUCUUUAUUUUUGUGGUUCCACCUCUGACUUUUCCUUGUUUGUUAAUGUUUUAUUGUACAAAUAAAACCCAAAAUAUGAA